ACGUGCCCUUCGUACGUCCGAGGACCUAAUUUAUUAGUUAUUUUAUAAAUUCUUCUACCAAAUUCAUUAGUUAUUGAUCGUAUAAUGCUGAAUUAGAAUCUUUAGUUUAAGUUAACUUAUUUUGCGUUAUCGAAAAUGAGUGUCAUAUCGUCACUGUGAAAAAUAUUGCAGGGUUCCCUUGCUCCCAUCAUUGAAGAGAUGACUAGCAAAGAGCCGGCUCCGGGCGAUGGAAUUAAAUCUCUCAAAACCUCCACCGCCUUCAAAGCUUUGAACUUUGAACUCUAUGCUAAACCAAAUAAAGUCAUCAUGGGAAUCGGCCUUGCUGCUUUGCUAGGAAGUAUGGCUUACAUUGCAUACAUGAGAAAAAAGUAUGAAGGCAUGGGCUAUUAUUCGGCAAUUGCAGAAGAUGGACAAGAAGUAUUCACCAAAAAGAAAUCAAGAUGGGAGUCAUAAUUUUCUACCUUGAAAGAUAACUAUCUGACAAACCUCCAAAAAUCAAAAGGUUUACCUAAUUUUUUUUUAUUCAACAUUAAGCUCGUUUCUUUCAAUAAACGAAAAGAAAUUUGAUAUCAGAUUCUACUCGUCUGCAAGGUUAAUGAAUAAUAUUAUGAGUGCUGUUUUUUUCAACCUUGGUACCUAUUAUCUGUUCCUGACUUGGUAUAAUGUUAUUUAGUACAAUUAUGAGGAAGGGGAUAAAGUUCCCUCUCGGUAAAAAUAUUUUCACUUUCACAUGCACCGUUUUGUGACAUGCGUGAGAAUUUUUGCUCUUUUUUGAAAGCCCUUAAUAGAUCAAAAGAUUUUAAACUCAACCCAGUCUCUGAAUUGAUGAGGGUAUAGGUAUGAGAGCUGGAAAAUAAUGUUUCUGUUAAUUUCUGAGAGGAUCCAAAGAAGCUCUUGUGAUAUGCUAAAGGUUGUAGAAGUCAGGAUUUGCCACUUACAAUUUCAAAUAUUUCAAUUUCUUCAUUUGUUGUCCUUUUUUUAAGAUCUCAUUUUCCCUCAAAUUCAGAGGUCUUGUUCAUGUAUGCCAAUCUAGGAAUUUGCCUGUUUUACUCGUUAUGGAUUAUUUUCUUCAACAACUACCAAUGUUCCUUAAAGAAUGAAAAAUAAAUAAUAUUUUCAUUUUAUCUGUAAAAAAUUAA
Bemisia tabaci is the source of this 1139-nucleotide messenger RNA. Its product is annotated as small integral membrane protein 8. The record is from RefSeq and is a predicted model, not a curated record. NCBI's taxonomy places the organism in Eukaryota, Metazoa, Arthropoda, Insecta, Hemiptera, Aleyrodidae.